AUGGCUCCUUCAGACUCUCUAUUCCUGACCUUGCCUGGAUCCGUUGCGUUCUCAGAGUUUCGAUGCCGUGGUAUAGCUGCCAGCACCAAUGCUAAAGCAAUCCGGGCCCAAUGGGUACAUUAUCUGCACCUUGCAGAGCCUUUGCAAGGUAACCAACCCACAGACUUGGAACAGCUUCUGCAUUACGGAGACAUUUCGGAUUCUCCUGGAACCUUUGGGCCUCAGGACGGCCGGUCUAUCACCUACUACGUGAGCCCAAGGGUCGGCACCAUCUCACCAUGGAGCUCCCAGGCCACCGGAAUUGCCCAUGUCUGUGGAUUUGAAAAGUGUCUUAAGCGGAUAGAACGUGGGCUUCGGAUAUCUUGCCUCGUAGAUGAAGGUGUCGACAGCCUGGAUGCCGCAAGCCUCGAUGUUUUGCACGACAGGAUGACCCAAGUUAUCAGUACCGAAGAGCCUGAUCUCCAGGCCAUGUUUGCUGAGAAGCCGCCCGCUUCCUUGGAAGUUGUAUCUCUCAAGGACGGAGAGAAAUCUCCCCGAGAGAUCCUCCAGGACGCAAACAAACGCCUCGGUUUGGCUUUGGAUUCGUCUGAGAUUGAUUACCUUGUCGACGCUUAUGCCGCCGGAGGCCCAAUCUCAAGAGCUCCUACUGAUGUGGAACUGUUCAUGUUUGCACAGGUUAACUCUGAGCAUUGUCGUCAUAAACAGUUCAAUGCAUCGUGGGUUAUAGACGGAGAGGAAAAGCCAAACACGCUUUUUGGGAUGAUUCGAAAUACUCACAAGCAACAUCCUGAUCAUACUGUCAGCGCGUAUAGCGAUAACGCUGCAGUCUUGGAAGGCGAGGAAGCAGGUCACUGGGCUCCGGAUUUAGUUACCGGAGAAUGGAUCCAGACGAAGGAGAAAGUUCAUUUCCUAGCCAAAGUUGAAACCCAUAACCAUCCGACAGCUGUCUCGCCUUUCCCCGGCGCAGCCACCGGUUCAGGUGGUGAGAUUCGUGACGAAGGAUCAGUUGGACAAGGAUCGCGACCAAAGGCAGGUCUCUGUGGGUUCUGCGUCUCGGACCUGCUUAUCCCUGAACACAAACAGCCUUGGGAGCUUGAUGUUGGAAGACCAAAUCACAUUGCAAGCAGCCUUGACAUUAUGCUAGAAGCACCUAUCGGAAGUGCCUCUUUCAACAACGAAUUCGGCAGACCAUGUACAGCAGGUUAUUUCAGAACCCUCCUCACCAAGGUUGACAUCGGCAAUGGCGAGUCUGAAAUCAGAGGCUAUCACAAGCCCAUUAUGAUUGCUGGCGGUGUUGGCACCGUUCGCCCUCAGCAUGCUUUGAAAAAUCCUCAUUCUGUGAAGCCAGGAUCCUAUCUGAUAGUCCUGGGAGGGCCAGCUAUGCUCAUUGGACUGGGAGGAGGUGCAGCUUCUAGUAUCGCCUCAGGAGAAGGAUCUGCUGAUUUAGAUUUCGCCAGUGUCCAAAGAGGGAAUGCCGAGGUCCAGCGAAGGGCACAGGAGGUCAUCAACGCUUGUGUUGCCAUGGGAGCAGACAAUCCCAUCAAGUUCAUCCAUGACGUUGGCGCUGGAGGAUUGUCCAACGCUCUACCCGAGCUCAUCCACGACGCUGGCCUGGGAGCUUCGUUUGAGCUUCGGGAAAUAGAUAAUGCAGACAAGGGUAUGAGCCCCAUGCAGAUAUGGUGCUGUGAAGCCCAAGAAAGGUAUGUUAUGGCUGUGUCUGAGGAGGGUAUGAACAACUUCGUCGCUAUCGCAAACCGCGAGCGGUGUGGUUACUCUGUUGUCGGCCGUGGACUAGGGCAACCGGAUGAAAGUCGUAGACUUGUUCUGCUCGACAAGGACUCGAAGGAAUAUCCAAAGCCAAUUGACCUCCCUCUGUCGGUCUUAUUUGGCAAGCCACCAAAGUUGACAAGAACGGUUUCCUCAAGAAAGUUCAAUCUGCCAUCGUUUGAUUCCAGCCUGAAGACUUAUCUUCCUUCCUUACCAGAACAAGGGUUGAUUGCUGAGGCUGUGGAUAGGGUUCUGCAUCUUCCCGCUGUUGGUUCUAAGUCCUUCCUCAUCACCAUUGGUGAUAGGACUGUUGGUGCCCUCACUGCUAGGGAUCAGAUGGUCGGGCCGUGGCAGACUCCUGUAUCUGACGUUUCCGUUACUGCAACUUCACUGCUUCUUGGAAUGAAAACUGGAGAGGCAAUGGCUAUGGGAGAGAAACCCACGCUUGCCCUCAUUUCUCCUGCUGCCUCGGCGAGAAUGGCAGUUGCUGAAUCGCUAAUGAAUAUUGCUGCUGCAGACUUGCCUGAGAGGCUCAGUCGUGUCAGACUCUCAGCUAAUUGGAUGUCCGCCACUAACCACCCAGGUGAAGGUGCUGCUAUCUACGAAGCCGUUGAAGCAAUUGGCUUGGACUUGUGUCCGAAGUUGGGUAUAAGCAUCCCAGUUGGUAAGGACUCUAUGUCCAUGAAAAUGAAAUGGAGUGACCAAGAGACGGGACAAUCCAAAGAGGUUACCGCACCUUUGUCACUGGUUAUUUCCGCCUUUGCGCCCGUCCAGGACAUUAAAAACACGUGGACUCCCACUUUAAGGAGCUUUGAGGAAGUCGGCGAAACCGUUUUGAUGUUUGUUGACCUCUCGUUUGGCCGCAAGAGCAUGGGGGGCUCGGCCCUAGCACAAGUCUUUGGACAGGUUGGAAACGAUUGCCCUGACAUUCGAGACGUGCAGCUUUUCAAAGACUUCUUCGACGCCACUCAAUCUCUUCAGGAGGCAGGAAUUGUCCUUUCCUACCACGACCGUUCAGAUGGUGGGCUGUUUACAACGAUUGCGGAAAUGAUGUUUGCUGGAAGAUGCGGAGCUCAAAUUAUGCUCGAUGAAAUAUGUUCAAGUCCUAAUGUAAAGGACGCGAUCGAAACAUUGUUCAACGAGGAGCUGGGUGCUGUUUUCCAAGUGCGCAAGGCCCAUGAAGGCCAGUUCAGAAGCUGCUUUGCAACCUGCGGUCCUCCCCCUGGCCUGAUCUUCAGGAUUGGCCGUGUUGCGGAAAAACAAAAGCAAAAUUUGGCUAUUUACCAUGGUGCCACUUUGAUAUACCGAGAAAGCCGAUCUCGUUUGCAGCAAGCUUGGUCUGAGACCUCGUACCAUAUGCAGCGACUCAGAGAUAACCCAGACGCUGCUGAUCAGGAAUUCGAGAAUAUCCUCGAUGACAACAAUGCCGGACUAUCGUAUAACUUGACUUUCAACCCGAAGGAGACCGGCCUGCCACUGAUGACCAGCCUUACAUCUCGCUUCUCGCCUUUUGCAACUCGUCCAAAGGUUGCAAUUCUCCGCGAACAGGGAGUUAACAGUCAGGCAGAAAUGGCCUUCGCUUUCAACAUGGCUGGAUUCUCCGCCAUUGAUGUUCACAUGAGUGAUAUUCUCACCGGAAAGGUCUCACUCUCUUCUUUCGUAGGCUUAGCCGCAUGCGGUGGCUUCUCAUACGGCGACGUUCUAGGAGCCGGACGCGGAUGGGCUAAGUCUGUACUUCUUCACAAGCAGACACGCGAGGAAUUCAAGUCAUUCUUCGCAAGACAGGAUACUUUUGCUCUUGGAGUUUGCAAUGGCUGUCAAUUCUUUGGCCGUAUAAAGGAGUUGAUACCUGGCGCUGAAGUAUGGCCAAAUUUCGAGCGCAAUGCAAGUGAACAAUAUGAGGGACGUGUGUGCAUGGUUCGCAUCUCAGAACCAACGGACAUUCCUCCAACGGUUUUCUUCCAUGAUAUGAACGGUUCUUCUCUACCCAUCGCAGUAGCUCACGGCGAAGGUAGGGCAUCUUUUGAAGAUACCCCUGAAAUGGACGGUAUGGAGCUGGUAAAGCGUGGCCUUGCUCCAGCUCGCUAUGUUGACAACACAAGCCUCGAACCGACGAUGCGAUAUCCGUUCAAUCCUAACGGCAGCCCUGAAGCUAUUGCUGGUGUACGUUCGCCUGAUGGAAGAGUGCUUGCUAUUAUGCCUCACCCUGAGCGUACCAUUAUGGCUGGUAUUGGAAGUUGGUUCCCUGGAGACAAAGCAAUGAGCGAGGAAUGGGGCAACAUUGGUCCUUGGGGCAGAGUAUUCUUCAGCGCCAGAAGAUGGGUCGGCUGA
Messenger RNA from Microsporum canis CBS 113480, 4098 nucleotides. RefSeq names its product phosphoribosylformylglycinamidine synthase. Bases 1 to 4098 code for a protein of 1365 amino acids. Gene Ontology annotation, molecular function: phosphoribosylformylglycinamidine synthase activity. Gene Ontology annotation, biological process: 'de novo' IMP biosynthetic process. The record is from RefSeq and is a predicted model, not a curated record. Lineage: Eukaryota; Fungi; Ascomycota; Eurotiomycetes; Onygenales; Arthrodermataceae. The transcript has a single exon.